This is a messenger RNA of Nematolebias whitei (Rio pearlfish), 1964 nucleotides long. RefSeq names its product calpain 9 (gene capn9). NCBI's taxonomy places the organism in Eukaryota, Metazoa, Chordata, Actinopteri, Cyprinodontiformes, Rivulidae. Gene Ontology annotation, cellular component: cytoplasm. Gene Ontology annotation, biological process: proteolysis. Gene Ontology annotation, molecular function: calcium ion binding; calcium-dependent cysteine-type endopeptidase activity. The record is from RefSeq and is a predicted model, not a curated record.
GCUGUCCCUGCUUCAGACCCAGGGCAGGUCGUUCAGUGAAUCACAGCUCUCCUCACUCUUUCGUUCCCUCCGUGCCCUGAGCUUCCAGCUGAAGAAGAUGCCUCUGCAGUCCACCCUGUCUGGCAGGAGCUCCAGCUCCAUCCAGGCCGAGAGCACUCAGUGGGGCGGGAAAACCUUUGAGCAGCUCAGACAGGAGUGUCUUCAGAAGGGGGUCCUGUUUGAGGACCCAGACUUCCCUGCCACUGACUCUUCACUGUAUUUCAGCCAGAGCGUUCCUGUUCAGAUUCAAUGGAAGAGGCCCAAGGAGAUUUGUGACAGCCCAAAGUUCAUUGUGGGCGGAGCCGACAGGACUGAUAUUUGCCAAGGACAGCUUGGUGACUGCUGGCUCCUGGCAGCCAUCGCUUCUUUGACUAUGAAAAAAGACGCUCUUGCUCGGGUUGUCCCCCAUGAUCAGGACUUUGAGCACAAAUACGCUGGCAUCUUCCACUUCCAGUUCUGGCAGCACAACAAAUGGCUGGAUGUGGUGGUGGACGACAGACUGCCCACAGUCAGAAAUCGUCUCAUCAUGCUCCACUCUGCCUCCAACGACGAGUUCUGGAGCGCUCUCAUGGAGAAAGCCUACGCCAAGCUACAUGGCAGCUACGAGUCCCUGAAAGGUGGCAGCACCAUGGAGGCUAUGGAGGACUUCACAGGUGGAGUUGGUGAAAUGUACGAAACAAAGACUGCUCCAAGCGACCUGUUCCUAAUCAUGAAGAAGGCUCUGGACCGGGGCUCCAUGAUGGGAUGCUCUAUUGAUAUCACCAGCUCUGCAGAAUCUGAGGCAAGAACAACCACAGGCCUCGUGAAGGGACAUGCAUACUCCAUCACAGGCUUGGAGGAAGUGAAGUUCAGAGGUCAGACAAUAAAGCUGGUCCGAAUCAGAAACCCCUGGGGUCAGGUGGAAUGGAACGGGCCCUGGAGUGACAAUUCCAGAGAGUGGGAUUAUGUUGACAAAGCAGAGAAAAAUCGCAUCUUGCAGAUCUCAUCUGAUGACGGUGAAUUCUGGAUGGAGUUUGAGGACUUCAAAAAGAACUAUGACAAAGUUGAGAUCUGCAACAUGACCCCCGAUGCUCUCAAUGAGGAUGUGAAGCGCCACUGGGACGUCAACGUUUUUGAGGGCAACUGGAUCCGCGGCUCCACUGCUGGAGGAUGCAGGAACUUCGUUGACACUUUCUGGACCAACCCACAGUACCAGCUGCAUCUGGAGGAUGCUGAUGAUGAUGAUGAUGACGUGUGCAGUGUUGUGAUCGCCGUGAUGCAGAAAAACAGACGAAAACUGAGGAAAGAAGGCCUGGACCUGGAGACAAUUGGCUUCGCUGUGUAUGAGGCUCCAGAUGAGGAAGAUCAAGUGGGAAAGGAUUUCUUCCGUUACCAUGCAUCCAAGGCUCGUAGCAGAACUUACAUCAACAUGCGGGAAGUGUCGGAGCGUUUCACCCUGCCCCCCGGGAAAUACCUGCUGGUCCCCACUACCUUCCAACCCCACCACGAGGCUGACUUCCUCGUUCGCAUCUUCUCUGAGAAAAAGGCCGGAGCUCUAGAGAUGGGAACCACUGUUGAUGCCGACCUGCCAGAUCCGCCCAAGCCCAGCGCUCCUGAGGAUGAGUCGGAGGAAGAGAAAGGUCUGAGGAGGCUGUUUGAGCAGCUCGCGGGUUCGGACAAGGCCAUCUGUGUCAUGGAGCUGCAGCAGAUGCUGAACGGAGUCCUCAGCAGACGAAAAGAGAUCAAAUUUGACGGCCUGAGUCUCAGCACCUGUCACAGCAUCAUCAACCUGAUGGACGUGGACAACACUGGGAAGCUGGAGUUUCAAGAGUUUAAGGUGUUCUGGGAGAAGAUGAAGAAGUGGAUUAUGCUCUUCCUGGCUUUUGACACGGAUCGAUCAGGGAAGAUGUCGUCAUACGAGCUGCGCAACGCUCUCAAAGCCACAG